AUGGCUCCAUCCAGUAGGAAACCUGGGGACGCUCUCAUCAUCUCCGACAUCAAGAAGGGCAGCGUGGCUCACAGGACUGGGACUCUGGAGCUGGGGGACAAGCUGCUGGCCAUCGAUAACAUCCGGCUGGACAACUGCUCCAUGGAAGACGCUGUUCAGAUUCUCCAGCAGUGUGAAGAACUGGUCAAGCUCAAGAUCCGCAAGGACGAGGACAACUCAGACGAACAGGAGCUGUCUGGAUCCAUCAUCUACACGGUGGAGCUGAAGAGAUAUGGAGGUCCGCUGGGGAUCACCAUCUCAGGCACAGAGGAGCCCUUUGACCCCAUCGUCAUCUCCAGCCUCACCAAGGGAGGACUGGCCGAGAGGACGGGAGCGAUCCACAUCGGAGACAGGAUCCUUGCCAUCAACUGUAACAGUCUGAAGGGUAAACCACUGAGUGAAGCCAUCCACCUGCUGCAGAUGGCUGGAGAGUCUGUCACACUGAAGAUCAAGAAACAGGGAGACU
Oncorhynchus keta (chum salmon) is the source of this 505-nucleotide messenger RNA. Its product is annotated as glutamate receptor-interacting protein 1-like. Gene Ontology annotation, molecular function: nuclear glucocorticoid receptor binding. The record is from RefSeq and is a predicted model, not a curated record. NCBI's taxonomy places the organism in Eukaryota, Metazoa, Chordata, Actinopteri, Salmoniformes, Salmonidae. The annotation marks the transcript as partial. Gene Ontology annotation, biological process: neurotransmitter receptor transport, endosome to postsynaptic membrane. The transcript has 5 exons.